Pungitius pungitius (ninespine stickleback) is the source of this 1074-nucleotide messenger RNA. It is a transcript of the gene spop, whose product is annotated as speckle type BTB/POZ protein. Gene Ontology annotation, molecular function: protein binding. The record is from RefSeq and is a predicted model, not a curated record. NCBI's taxonomy places the organism in Eukaryota, Metazoa, Chordata, Actinopteri, Perciformes, Gasterosteidae.
AUGGAAAUUGGGGCGCUCUUCAAAGACAUACGGGCCUCCGGGUGCCGUCCCGGGUCUCAAGCAGGCCCCUCAGCAGCCCCGGUGGAGCCCCGCCCCUCUGAAAACGUGGGCUACAUUUCCAGGUGCCGCCGCCGCGGCCUCGUCCGCGUCCAGUGCCAGCUCGUUAGCGCUCACAGCCUGGCGGAGCUGGCAGCUGGCAUCAUUAAACUUCAAACCGGCUUUCGACCCAGGGUGCCGCUGCAGGGAGAGACCGCCCGCUCCUCCGCCUGCCAACAGCUGAUUAGAGCCACGCUGACACCGGGGAAGGUGUGGCUCAGAGCUGGCCAAGAAGCCGAGGCUCUGGACAGACACGCGGCACCGGACAGACAGAACCUGAUGGACAGAGUCCAGCUGGCCAGCCGUGGCAGCAGCACGCGGGACAGAUGUGUGCGGGACUUUGAUGUAGCCUGGUGUUAUACGCAGAUCAAAGUGGUGAAGUUCUCCUACAUGUGGACCAUCAGCAACUUAAGCUUCUGUCGCGAGGAGAUGGGGGGAGGAGGGGCGGGGGGGGGUGGAAGAGUCAUCAAAAGCAGCACUUUCUUCUUUGGAGCCAACGACAAACUCAAAUGGUGUUUGAACCCUAAAGGCCUGGAUGAGGAGGGUAAAGACCCCCUUUCGCUUUACGUGCUCUUCUUCAGCUGUCCAAAAAGUGAAGUGUUUUCUAUUCUCAACGCCAAGGGAGAAGAGAGCAAAGCCAUAGAGCCAGAGGGAGCGUGCCGCUUUUUCCAGGAAGGUUUCAAAAAGUUCAUGAGGAGGGACUUCCUGCUGCCUGAUGACAAACUAACACUAUUCUGUGAGGUGAGUGUGGCACAGGACCGAGUGGACAUCUCGGGCCCGACGGCCUCUCAGGACGCGGUGAAGGUUCCUGAGUGCGGGCUGACCGAGGAGUUUGGCGAUCUGUGGGAAAACGCCACACUUCCCCCGACUGCUCGUUCCCGCUCGCAAGUGUUUAGGGCCGUGUUUGAGCACGAGAUGGAGGAGAGCAAGAAGCGGCGUCUCGCCGCCGGCUGCACGUGUCCCUCCAUGCCUCGUUGA